UAUUACAGCAGCAGUGAGGGUGAGGACAGCGACCACGAGGACAAGGACGGAGGCAGGGCGGCACUGGCCGGGAGUUCGACACCUGCAGAUGCUGAGUUGGCGGGCGAAGGCAUCUCAGUUAACACAGGUUCGGAGAGAAGAAAUCACGAGGAUUACAGUGGGAUGAAGUGUGAAUUGAAGAUGAAGAGUUAGAGCCAAUGUCCAUGCUGUCAACACCAGAAACAUGUGAAGUCAGCAAGCUGAGAAGGGAGGGCAGCAUCAAGGACCACAAAUCUAACAACUUGUCCACAUGUUAGCUAAGGAGUGGAAAGUAAAGGAAAGCUUUAUGGGUGGAAAGUAAAGGUAGGUAGAAACAUACUUAUUGGCUUAUUUGUGAUUACAGUUAUGAAAGAAAUGUGUGUGUGUUAAAUGGUAAGAUUCUCUGUUUAGUUGGCUCUGUGACCAUGGAAAAAGUCAACCAAACCAGUAGUGUCUCUGAGUUCAUCCUCUUGGGACUCUCCUCCCGGCCUGAAGACCAGAAGCCACUCUUUAUCCUCUUCCUCACCAUAUACCUGGUCACCAUAAUAGGGAACCUACUCAUCAUCCUGGCCAUCCACUCUGACUCCCAGCUCCAGAACCCCAUGUAUUUCUUCUUGAGUUUCCUGUCCUUCACUGACAUUUGCUUUACAACAACCAUUGUCCCCAGGAUGCUAGUGAACUUCCUGUCAGAGAAGACCAUCUCCUAUGCUGGGUGUCUGACACAGAUGUAUUUCAUUUAUGCUCUGGGCAACACUGACAGCGGCCUUCUGGUGGUCAUGGCCUUUGACCGCUAUGUGGCCAUCUGUGACCCCUUCCACUAUGUCACCACCAUGAACCACCACCGCUGUGUCCUGCUGGUGGCCUUUUCCUGUUCAUUUUCUCACCUCCACUCACUCCUACAUACACUCCUACUGAAUCGUCUCAAUUUCUGUGACUCCAGUAUUAUCCAUCAUUUCCUCUGUGACAUCAACCCUCUGCUAAAAUUGUCCUGCUCUUCCACAUUUGUCAAUGAAAUUGUGAUAAUGUCAGAAGGUUCUGUUGUUUUGGUGACCCCCUUUCUGUGCAUUACUUUCUCUUACAUACGAAUUUUCAUCACAGUUCUCAAGAUACCCUCAGCUGCUGGGAAACGCAAAGCCUUUUCCACCUGUGGGUCUCACCUCACUAUGGUAACACUCUUUUAUGGAAGCAUCUUUUAUGUCUAUUUACAGCCCUUGUCCACCUACACUGUUAGAGAUCACGUGGCAACACUUGCCUACACAGUUCUGUCCUCCAUGCUAAAUCCUUUUAUCUAUAGUCUGAAAAACAAAGACAUGGAAAGGGGCCUGAGGAAGCUGAUGGCCAGGAGGAAGUCCUAGCCAGAACCUCUGGGAGCAUGUUCAUGAGGGUCUCUGCUCCUCUGGACCCUGUUUCUGCUGGUCAGCAGGUGUAAUCGUAUCUGUCAUGGAUGUUGGGUUAUAUCAAUGUUGUUACAGUUGCAGCCAUCAACCACUGAGACUAUUAUGAUUCAGUAAUUGGCUCAAGGUCAACCAAGUUCCUGGGUUCCAGUUUUCACAUAUCUACCUCUCUCUUCUUCCUCUUCUCCAGGAAACCACAUCUUUUUCAUUCCCUCAACUGCUGUUGAAACCUCUGUUUUCCACAAAAAUUUGUGGAACUAAUUCAUAUCUAUUCAAUGACUUUGAUUCCCUUAGUAUCCUUCUUACUUUAAUGAACUUUUGUAAUCAGUUUUGCUAGCUUUUUGGAAGUCAUUACAGUAAUUUAGGAAAAGAAAGAGAGACAGAGACACAAAGAUUGAGAGUUUCCUAAAUUUGAAACUUCCACCAAAGAAAAGAAUGUGUCUGGCCUGUCAGUUUAUACAGGGAUCAUGCCUCUUCCUUCUUCUCUAUUACUGACAGCAGGAUAUUCUGGUCUCUAUAGUGAACACAAGCCCAACUCUUAGCCCCGAUUAGCUAAGUGACUGAAAUUCAACACACAACUGAACCUAUGAACAGGCCAGUGUGCAAGGGCCGGAGUUGCCUCUGGGUCCUUACCCUGGUCAUCUGGUGUUUGUCCUUCAUAGGCAAUUGCUCCUCUUCUGCCCUCUCUUAGCUUCAACUCCCCUUAGUAAUCCCUCAAUUUCUACCAUCCCUACCGCUCUGAAGUCUGUCUGCUUCCCAGGGAGAUUUAUUGUAGGUACUUAGAAUUAUUCUCAGUAUCUUUUGAAGAGAGAGUUAAAGCCCAUAUGUGAAUGUUGAAGGCAGAUAUAACUAGGAGCUUCCAGAACCAAACAUAGAGGCUCUGGGAUGUAGAGUCAUCUAGUGCUACCGGCCAGGACUUGUUUCUGUUUGCUUUUGUUUUCAUUCUUUAUUUUCUAUUACUCUCUCAGGUAUUUUAGACUUUGCUGUAUUUUCUAUCUUAAUAUUUUUGCCACUUACUAUUCUGUAUCAUUUCCAGAGAUAUUACUCAGCAGCUCUCACAUGGGGCCUGUGAACCUGAAUUUUAAUAAACACCUCCCCCCGCAGAGAAAACUAACAUGGCCUUACAUGAGAAGCUGAAUGUUUGAAAAUUUCUGAUCAUUCUUUAUCUCAAUGUUUGUAUUUCUAGGACUCAUGCCCUAAAGUAACAGUAUAUCAAAUUAUCAAACUGCAUGUACACAGACACUUAUUGAUUACAGCAUUGUUUGUAAUAGUGAAAAAUUAGAAACAGUCUAAAUGCCCAUCAGUAAGAUAAAUGAUGGUUCAAUUUUUCCAUAGAAAUAAAUAAUAUGUGGUCAUUAUAAAUAAUGAGGCGUAUCUCUAUCACUGCCCUGAAAAGCCAUUAUGAAUGAAGAGCAAGUUGCAAAAUAGAAUGCUUAAGAAUAAACCUGGGUGCUACAUGCAACUAAUGAAUCAUUGAACACUACAUCAAAAACUAAUGAUGUACUAUAUGGUGGUUAACUGAAUAUAAUAAAAGAAAAGAAUAAGCCUAUUUUUAAAAAGAAUAAGCCUAUUAAUAAAU
Mirounga angustirostris (Northern elephant seal) is the source of this 2991-nucleotide messenger RNA. Its product is annotated as olfactory receptor 1L8-like. Gene Ontology annotation, biological process: G protein-coupled receptor signaling pathway. Lineage: Eukaryota; Metazoa; Chordata; Mammalia; Carnivora; Phocidae. The record is from RefSeq and is a predicted model, not a curated record. The transcript is spliced from 3 exons. Gene Ontology annotation, cellular component: plasma membrane. Gene Ontology annotation, molecular function: olfactory receptor activity; G protein-coupled receptor activity. Bases 444 to 1373 code for a protein of 309 amino acids.